Molecule: messenger RNA, 2531 nt
Organism: Juglans regia (Persian walnut)
Lineage: Eukaryota; Viridiplantae; Streptophyta; Magnoliopsida; Fagales; Juglandaceae
Product: mitochondrial Rho GTPase 1-like
Exons: 15
Coding region: 262-2205 (647 amino acids)
Biological process (GO): small GTPase-mediated signal transduction; regulation of mitochondrion organization; mitochondrion organization
Cellular component (GO): mitochondrial outer membrane
Molecular function (GO): calcium ion binding; GTP binding; GTPase activity
Source: RefSeq, a predicted model, not a curated record
ACGAAAAUGCCGUGCUUUGAACGCACGCACGCUCCCCUCCUAGACAGUCGAGGCCAAGAUUUUCUCCAGUUCCGAAGCUUCCUCCCUGACCCUCACUGGCCGUCGGGCUUUCUUUAACAGAGAUUUUCUCCGUAGCCUCUACUCCAGAGCUUUCUAGCUAGUAUCUUUUUCUGCUUCGCUUCUUUUUCUUCUUCUUCCAGCUCUCCAGCAUAACGCUCGGCACCAGGGUUUCUUGGGGACGAGGGCUGUGAAGCUUCUUCAAUGGCAAAAACUUGGGCCGGACCUACAAACCCGUUCGGCAGAACCGGUGUGCGUAUCGUGGUUGCCGGAGACAGAGGCACCGGGAAAUCGAGCUUGAUUGUGACGGCCGCGGCUGAGAACUUUGCAGCAAACGUGCCGCCGGUGUUGCCGCCGACGAGGCUUCCAGAGGAUUUCUUCCCCGACCGCGUGCCCAUUACAAUCAUAGACACUUCGUCUCGUGUGGAGGAUGAUGGUAAAGUGGCCGAAGAAUUGAAGCGGGCUGAUGCAGUUGUGUUUACUUAUGCUUGUGAUGAGCCUUCUACACUUGAUCGAUUGAGUACUUUUUGGCUUCCUAAGCUUCGUAAAUUAGAGGUGAAAGUCCCAGUCAUAGUGGUGGGUUGUAAGCUGGAUUUGAGAGAUGAGAACCAGCAGAUGAGCCUGGAGCAGGUGAUGUCACCAAUAAUGCAGCAGUUUCGGGAGAUUGAAACUUGUAUCGAGUGUUCAGCACUUAAACAAAUUCAGAUUCCCGAAGUUUUCUACUACGCACAAAAAGCUGUGCUUCAUCCAACAGGUCCACUAUUUGAUCAGGAAACACAGACUUUGAAGCCUCGAUGUGUGCGAGCCUUGAAGCGGAUAUUUAUUCUUUGUGACCAUGAUAAGGAUGGGGCCCUCAGCGAUGCAGAGUUGAAUGAUUUUCAGGUCAAAUGUUUCAAUGCUCCAUUACAACCUUCAGAAAUAGUAGGUGUUAAGAGGGUUGUCGCAGAAAAGUUGGCCGAAGGAGUCAAUGAACGUGGGCUUACUUUGACGGGAUUCCUCUUUCUUCACGCUUUAUUCAUAGAAAAAGGUCGUCUUGAGACUACAUGGACUGUCCUCAGAAAAUUUGGAUAUAACAACGAUAUUAGACUUUCAGAGGAACUCAUCCCUUCGUCUCUCAAACGAGCCCCUGAUCAGAGUGUGGAGCUGACAAAUGAAGCCAUUGAGUAUCUAAGAGGAAUCUUUGAAUUGUUUGACAGUGAUCAUGAUGGGGCUCUUCGACCUCGUGAAAUUGAUGAUUUGUUUUCCACUGCCGCAGAAAGUCCUUGGGAUAGAGCCCCUUAUGUGGAUGCUGUGGAGAGAAAUGCAUUUGGUGGGCUCUCACUUGAUGGGUUUUUGUCAGAGUGGGCCCUUAUGACUCUUAUAGACCCAGCUUGGAGCAUGGAGAAUCUGAUAUACAUUGGUUAUCCUGGUGAUCCUUUGUCUGCUUUCCGUGUAACCAGAAGGCGGCGUGUGGAUCGCAAAAAGCAGCAGACAGAUAGAAAUGUUUUCCAGUGUUUUGUUUUUGGGCCCAAGAAGGCUGGAAAGUCUGCACUAUUGAAUUCUUUUCUUGGAAGGAGUUUCUCUGAUAAUUAUACUUCAACCACUGACGAGCUAUAUGCAGUGAACGUUGUUGAUCAGCCCGGGGGAGCAAAGAAAACUCUUGUGUUGAGAGAGAUACCCGAAGAUGAAGUUUCGAAACUGCUAUUAGAAAAAGAAUCUUUGGCUGCUUGUGACAUAGCAGUGUUUGUUCAUGACAGUACUGAUGCAUUCUCAUGGGAAAGAGCGACUGAGUUGCUGGUAGAAGUUGCUAGUCAUGGUGAGGAUACUGGCUUUGAGGUGCCUUGUCUCAUAGUUGCAGCUAAAGAUGAUCGGGAUUCAUUUCCCAUGGCCAUACAAGAAUCUACCAGGGUUAGUCAGGACAUGGGAAUAGAGGCUCCUAUACCUAUCAGUGUGAAGCUGGGUGAUCUGAAUAAUGUUUUCCGAAGGAUUGUAAGUACUUCCGAACACCCACAUUUGAGCAUACCUGAAACUGAAGCUGGGCGAAGCCGAAAGCAAUACCAUCGGCUUCUAAAUCACUCACUUGUGUUCUUUUCAGUCGGAGCUGCCGUAGCCAUUGUUGGGCUUGCAGCUUACCGUGUCUAUGCUGCAAGGAAAAAUGCUUCUAGCUGAGGGUUGGAAGUUUGCACAUCAAACAGCGUACUUGUCCUCUCACCAUUUUAUAUAAAAUUGGCUGUUCAACUCUUGGCACCUUGUUGGGUUUCUUGAUAAAGUUUCUACUGAAAAAUCACAACCUCAAUUUUAACUUAUCUUCAUCUUUGGCUUGUACUUAAGAGGGCUGUGCAUCCUGCCCCCCUGAAUUGUUCCUUGUAGGAUUUUUUCUUCGGCUUUUCAAAUUUUAGAAUUGAAAAGUAGUAGGAAUUGUGUAAAAUAUGAAGAGUUCUGCUAAAAAUCUUCCAAUGUGUAUAUGAAGCUUCCUAAACCCAUUUUGUUGAUAA